Talaromyces proteolyticus is the source of this 3509-nucleotide messenger RNA. Its product is annotated as putative kinesin. Gene Ontology annotation, molecular function: catalytic activity; protein binding. The transcript has 3 exons. Gene Ontology annotation, biological process: nucleoside metabolic process. NCBI's taxonomy places the organism in Eukaryota, Fungi, Ascomycota, Eurotiomycetes, Eurotiales, Trichocomaceae. Gene Ontology annotation, cellular component: kinesin complex. The coding region runs from base 108 to 3509 and encodes 1133 amino acids. The record is from RefSeq and is a predicted model, not a curated record.
AGUUAUAAGAUCAUUCUGCGGGAUUUUGCUACGUGAAAAGUGAUUAUUCGUUGAUACACUUUGUUCUCUAGUGACCCCAAACCUCGAAUGCGUAAAACGAUGCAGCAAUGCCUCCACAGUCCCGCGAGGAAUUCGAAAUUGCGAUAAUCUGUGCCCUGCCUUUGGAGGCCGAUGCGGUGGAAACGUUGUUCGAUGAACAUUAUGAUGCACAUUGCCACGAGUAUGGGAAGCAUGUAGGGGAUGACAACGCUUAUACGGCAGGAAGGAUUAGCGGCCACUAUGCUGUGCUAGCUUUUAUGCCAGGGAUGGGAAAUAGGAGUUCUGCCAGCGUUGCUCGAAGCCUGAGAGUCAGUUUUACAGGGAUUAAGCUUACCUUACUAGUCGGAAUCUGUGGCGGGACACCAUAUUCAACAGACAAUGAGAUCAUCUUAGGUGAUGUGAUCAUUAGCGAUAGCAUCAUUGAGUAUGAUUUUGGCAGACAAUAUCCUGACAGGUUUGUGCGUAAAAGUGGUGUUAAAGAAACACUUGGACAGCCUAGUCAAGAUAUUAGAUCUUUUCUAAAUAGUUUACAAUCUUCCCGAAGACGAACUCAAAUACAACGGCAAAUCGCCUGCCAUCUGAAAGAUUUUCGAGGACGUGAAGAGAGAGAUUGGACUUACCCUGGCGUCUCACGGGAUAUAUUGUUUGCUGCCUCUUAUCGCCAUAAGCAUUAUAAGCAAUGUCCUGGCGUAGAAUGCAUCUGUAUUGACUGUCAUUCUAUCCAAGACCCGGUAUGCGAGUUAGCAUUGAGAAGUGACUGCCAGGGGCUGGGUUGUGCAGGGCAAUCGAUUCAGCGACAUCGCCUCGACACAGAUAACCCAGAGACCCGUAUUCAUAUUGGCCCAAUAGCCUCAGCAAGUACAGUAAUGAGAUCUGGCAAGCAUCGCGACAAACUAGCCGAAGAUGAGGGUAUCAUCGGGUUUGAGAUGGAGGGUGCUGGGGUAUGGGAUAAUCUACCAUGUCUCAUCGUUAAGGGCGUAUGCGAUUAUGCAGACAGCCAUAAGAACAAGGUAUGGCAAAACUAUGCUACAGCAACUGCAGCAUGCUGUACUAAAGCUUUAUUGAAAUACUGGACAACCGGUCAUCAGCAACCGCAACUAGAAACAUCAAAUAACCUUAAGCCAUCUUCAACGGUCCCCUUUGACAGGGAUGAAAUGUUUAUUGGUCGAGAAGAUAUCAUCAUGGCUAUCAAAGUGUCUUUUGAAGAAAAGGCUGGAAAAUCCUAUAAGCGUGCCGCACUCGUUGGUCUUGGAGGGGUAGGAAAAUCCCAGAUAGCGAUUGAGUAUACGUAUCGAGUUCGAGAGUCUGCGCCUCAAUCAUGGGUUUUUUGGAUUCACGCCAGUAGCACCACGAAAUUUGAGAAAGGCUACCGAAAUAUUGCAACAGUAGCAAAGAUCCCCGGACACAAUGAUUCCAAAGCUGACACCCUUCACUUGGUCAAAACAUGGCUAUCUGACGAGAAGAAUGGCAGCUGGUUAAUGGUUCUAGACAAUGCAGAUGAUACUGACACCUUUUUUAAUACAUCCGAUGAAAAUAUGUUGGUAGAUUACCUGCCCCAUGUUUCCCAUGGAUCGAUUUUGAUUACAUCAAGAUAUCAGGUGGCGGCACGGAAUCUGGUAGGGCCAUAUGGACAGGUGAUACCCGUUGAGUCAAUGAGCACACACGAUGCCAUGACAUUAUUGCGAACCCGCAUUAAUGUAAGUCAGCCAUGUGAAGAAUUAAGACUGCUAGUAAAGGCACUUGAAUGUAUACCCUUAGCAAUUACACAAGCUGGUGCAUAUAUUUCGAAUCGGUCACCACGAAUGACUGUAUCGAAUUAUAUAGAGCUAUUUCAAUAUAGUGAGACCAAUCAGCAGCAUCUUCUAAGUUAUGAUGAUGCCUAUGAUCUUCGACGAGAUCAGAGUAUCCGACAUCCAGUUAUUACUACAUGGCAGAUCUCAUUUAAUCAAAUCCAACGCAUAUGUCCGAAAGCCACAGAUCUACUAGCAUUAAUGAGCAUGUUUGACCGGCAAGGAAUUCCAGAGGAUAUAGUUAGUCAAGGUAUGGAUGAAUUAGAGUUUGAGGACACAAUAGCUCUAUUAGUGAGCUUUUCUUUAAUACGAGUAGAGAUUGGAAGGCGAUUCUUUGAAAUGCAUCGGCUUGUACAAUUAUCAAUUCGACAAUGGUUGAAAAAAAGAGGCCAAGAUCGAAGAUUCAUACAAGAAAGUCUACAAAUUAUGAAAGAAGAGUUUCCUAGCGGAGAUUACAAAACAUGGGAAUCUUGCCGAAUGCUCCUUCCACAUUUGAAAGAGGUGAUGUGUCUCACAGAGGAGCUGGACGAUGACGAAAACCAAUUGAACCGAUCUAGCAUUGCCGAUAGAUAUGGUUGGUAUCUUUACCUUAGGGGUAAAUAUAAGGAGGCUGAAAUCAUCCAUAGACAGGCUCUUGGUGCUAGGGUAAAUGUGCUAGGCGCUGAACAUAUUGACACACUAGCCAGUCUCAAUCAGCUAGGCUUAGUCAUAUCAAGACAGGGAAAGCUCAAGGAAGCUGCAAUCAUACACCAACACGUUCUUGCUGGCAGAAAGACAAUUCUCGGCAUUGAACACCCUGACACCUUAACCUGUAUUAGUUUUCUAGGCUCUGUAUUUUCAAGGCAGGGGAAAUAUAAAGAGGCUGAAAGUAUGCAGCGGCAAGUAUUAUGUGGGAGAGAAAAGGUAUUAGGCGCUGAACACCCUGAUACAUUAAUCGUCGCCAGUAUUCUAGGCUCAGUAAUGUCAAAACAGGGAAUGUUUGAGGAGGCUGCAAUUAUGCAUCGCCAAGCAUUGGCUGGCAGAGAGAAAGCACUAGGUGCCGAACAUCCAGACACACUAUCAAGCAUCAACCACCUAGGCUCAGUACUCAGAGCUCUGGGAAGGUAUGAGGAGGCUGUAAUGAUGCAUCAACAGGCUCUUACUGGAAGAAAGAAAGUGCUAGGUGUUGAACAUCCAAACACACUUGCCUGCAUCAACAAUCUAGGCCUUGUUCUUGAAAAGCAAGGAAAGUAUGAAGAGGCUGAAAGUAUGCACCAAUAUGCCUUGUUAGUUAGAGAAAACCACUUAGGAGCUGAGCAUCCUAACACACUGGCUAGUGUCAACAAUUUGGGCCUGGUGCUUGAAAAGCAGGGGAAAUAUAAGGAGGCCGCAAUGAUGCACAAACGAGCUUUACGAGGCAGAGAAAAUGCGCUGGGGAGCGAACACCCUCACACACUAUGCAGUGUUAAUAAUCUAGGCCUGGUGUUUGAAAAACAGGGGAGAUUUAAUGAGGCUAUAGAUAUGUACCAGCUAGCUCUUGCUGGUAGACAAAAAGUUUUAAGCGCUAAGCACCCGAACACAUUGACCAGUGUUAAUAAUCUAAGCCGGGUGCUUGAAAAGCAAAGGAAUCUGGAGGUUGCAACACUCGCCCCCGCCAGGGGAAAGAUGGAGAGAUCCGGGACUGAUACGGGCGUUGUUUAA